Messenger RNA from Fonticula alba, 568 nucleotides. RefSeq lists its product as hypothetical. The record is from RefSeq and is a predicted model, not a curated record. The transcript has 5 exons. Lineage: Eukaryota; Rotosphaerida; Fonticulaceae. The coding region runs from base 58 to 393 and encodes 111 amino acids.
CCGGGGGGCCGAUCGACCGGAUCCUCCUCGACCACUCUCCCCAGCCACUUCUCUGCCAUGUCCGGCCAGAGCAUGCCCCAGGCGGCCCAGUAUGGCCGUCAGAUGGAGGAGGAUAUGCUCAAUGCCCAGACCACCGAGGGGAUCAAUGCCCUGAGCGCCCGGGUCGCCCGACUCAAGAACAUCACCAUCGAGAUUUCGAACGAGGUCCGAAGCCAGAAUGUUAUGCUCGACGAGAUGGACGAGACUAUCGACCGGACCAACAACCUGGUCGGCAGCGCUAUCAGCCGCAUUCGUGUCUUCUCCCGCUCGAAGCACGCUUCCCAGUUUAUGUAUGUCAUGGGGCUGGUGUUCUUCCUCUUUCUCUUCCUCUACUUCAUUUCCUUCAAGAAGUGAGCCGAUGUGAAUGUGUUUGCGUGUGAAUUUCGAUAAAUCCGCCCGCUCCUCCCCCUGUUCUUGCUGGUCCCCCACGGCAAAUGGGAAUGAAAGAAUGCCCGAGGAGCCUCGAAGCAGCAGCUGCAGCAGCAGCAAGAACAGGCGCUCCCAUCUUCCGGCCCCCCCCCCCCCCCCC